This is a messenger RNA of Xyrauchen texanus (razorback sucker), 1746 nucleotides long. RefSeq names its product complement C1q-like protein 3. Gene Ontology annotation, molecular function: protein binding. Bases 224 to 988 code for a protein of 254 amino acids. The record is from RefSeq and is a predicted model, not a curated record. NCBI's taxonomy places the organism in Eukaryota, Metazoa, Chordata, Actinopteri, Cypriniformes, Catostomidae. The transcript has 2 exons.
ACAUCAGCAGAAAAUAAGUUCAGAAGAAGAAGAAAAAAAGAGAAGCGGUUGGGGCCCUGGCCAAAAGUUCAUUAACAAAACCAAUUGGACUUUUUUUCUCAUCUGUACGGGUCCCUCACCAGCAAUCAAAAUUUCGCCCAAAAGCAGACAAGAGGACCGGCCGGUCCUGACACGACUCGUCGGCAGGAAGCGGUUGAUCGCGGCUGGGGUGCUCGGCGUGGUCAUGGUCCUGGUGCUGGUGAUCCUGAUCCCGGUUUUGGUGAGUUCCGCCGGGACCUCCGCAGCGCACUACGAGAUGCUCGGCACCUGCAGGAUGGUUUGCGACACUUAUGGCACAAAAUCUCCGACCAGCACGGUCUCAGCAGACACGGUCCGGGACAGCAACCUAAUGCAGUCCUUACCAACUUUUAUACAAGGUCCGAAAGGUGAACCGGGGCGCCCGGGGAAAGCGGGUCCGAGGGGCCCGCCUGGGGAACCGGGGCUACCUGGACCGCCCGGGGAGAGAGGAGACCCAGGCCGACCUGGAUUACCGGGACAACCGGGACCGAAUGUGGCCACAGGUGCCAUCAGCGCGGCCACCUACAGCACCGUACCUAAAAUAGCUUUUUACGCAGGGCUCAAAAAGCAACACGAGGGCUACGAGCUGCUGAAGUUUGAUGAUGUGGUCACGAAUCUCGGGAAUCAUUACGACCCCGCGACGGGGAAAUUUACCUGCUCCAUACCGGGAAUUUACUUCUUUACUUACCAUGUGCUCAUGCGAGGAGGAGACGGAACCAGCAUGUGGGCUGAUUUGUGUAAGAACAACCAGGUCCGUGCAAGCGCCAUCGCCCAAGAUGCGGAUCAGAACUAUGACUACGCCAGCAACAGUGCCGUUCUUCACCUGGAGCCGGGAGAUGAAAUCUACAUAAAACUAGAUGGGGGCAAAGCCCACGGGGGCAACAACAACAAGUACAGCACCUUCUCUGGUUUUAUCAUAUACGCCGAUUAGGACACAUGCACCAACUCCUCGACUCUACAGAACGGUCUCUCCUUCUCAUUCGCUAUUCCUCCUCUUUUAUUUAUUUUUUUUCUUCAUAUUUUUCCUUUGGGCCCGGGGCAAAUAGACAGACCUGCUCAAACCCCCUCAUCAUUAGUAUAUAGGUGUGGGUGUGAUGGCAGAACGCAUUGCCCUGCAAUCGAAAAAUCAAUAAUGAACCAAAUACAGCCCAGGAACAAGCACUUCAUCACAAAGAGGAAAGAUUUACACUUGAACAUACGUAAGGAAGAAUCCACAAAGAAGAAUCUAAUGGAGUUACCGGAGUUUUGUGUGUCUUUCUAUGUCUGUGGCUAUCAAAGAAGCCUGUGAGAUAUUUUAUGAUGUGUAAUCUGACAUAAUCAACUAAAUGUGCAUUAAAGUAUAAUGCGAUACUCGUUAUUCAUUCUUACCGUUCGUUAUAAUCAGGCCAUCUCAUUAAUACUUCGCAAAUCAGAUGCUUAAAUGAGUUUCAAGUUGCUUAAAGUUCCUAAUUUGCAUAUCACAGAGCAUUUGCGCAAAUUAUGUCAACGUCAUAAUCAGAUAUCAAAUGUAACCUGACCAAAAUGAACCUCUUGUGUUUCUAAUGCAAAUAGAAAGUGGGGUCCAAAAGUCUAAAAUCACAUACAAAAUCUGGCCUUCAAAACCUAAGAAAUAUUUAAGAUGGUCCAGUAUUGCACUAAUACUCCAUUAAACAAAAUAGCUGCAAAGCUAAGCUUGAGACCAAAUUGAAA